Molecule: messenger RNA, 1657 nt
Organism: Loa loa (African eye worm)
Lineage: Eukaryota; Metazoa; Nematoda; Chromadorea; Rhabditida; Onchocercidae
Exons: 7
Coding region: 1-1491 (496 amino acids)
Biological process (GO): female meiosis I; male meiosis I; mRNA stabilization
Cellular component (GO): cytoplasm; nucleus
Source: RefSeq, a predicted model, not a curated record
AUGGAUGACCGAUCAGAUAUACUAUUUUGCGCCGUUUUCAUAAGUGUCGUUAAAGAUAAUGCCAGUAGUGAUCGUACCGAGAGUUCACAUUCAGAAUCAGAUCUACAGACUUCCCCAGUGGAGUCACAAAAAUCACCCACACGCUUCUAUUAUGCAAACAUGUGGAGGAAAUCAACGGGGGAACCUCGUCAGAUGGCGGAAACAAUUCCCACAUUCUCGUGUCCUCCUCAACCAACUUCCUCAUCUUCAUCAUUUGUAAUAGAACAGAGCGUACCUCGGACAGUUCCAUGUGCUCCAACACCACCUCAGCCAUAUCCCACUAGUGGUAUGGUACUUUCUUCAGCACAAACUAUGCCUUUUUUUAAUGGCGAGAAGGAAUACGAUCUUAUUCAGGAGCUGCUAAAGCUGAACAUCGAAGGUUGUGUUGGGUCAGGAUCCGGAAUCGGCACACUAAGCCAUACUUCACCAAAUAUUACAGCACUGCAUGCAAGGUUACAAGAUGUGAAACUGGACAAAGAAUCACUUCCAGUGAGAACUCCCGCGAAAUUCCCCGCUGUAUGCGAGACAGGUAUCAACCAGCGCACACCUAGUACAUUACCACUCAAACAGCAGUCAAGCCAGCUAUAUCCCAAUUACCAGCAACAACUGGAUUUAUUAAAUUGUUGGACAUCGACGAUGCCUGUACAUCAAGUAUCUACUGUGAUGCCUCGUCCCGUAGUUGGCCAGAAUGCAAUAUUGAAGAGGGAAUCGUCGGUAAGGGACGAUGGAGAGUUGGGCCCUAUUGUGACGGAAAUGUUACGACAGCAGGCAUUGUACGAACAUUUAUGUGGUACUUACCUUUGUGGACAGUCACCACUACCACCAAUAUUUAAGCCAUACAUUCCACCGCUGAGAUCGUACCAUCGUGGUUCAGCGUCUGCGCUGGAGUUACAUCUACGAUUGGAAGAGUGUACCGAGCAGUACCGUCAAUUGGAGAAAGAACGUAAGAAGACGGAAGCGGAACUGGCUCGACAUAACCUAGGUAAGAGGAUAUCCUCAGCCAACAACAUGCCUAUUCCUCGUCUCGUCCAAGUGCCCUCCAGAAUCGAUCGUCUCAUUGUUGAUUUCUUCAGGGAGCAUGCACGCGUUGUAACCUUAUUGACGAAAAUGGAGCAGCUUCGGGAAGCGCCAUUACCACUUGCGGUUCACAAUGCAUUACGGGAAUUGCACGAUGCGAUUAAAGUACUGCAGCAAUGUCGAAUUAACGAAAGGCAUGCUAUAUUGCAGCGUCUUCGUGGUGAAAUAAUUCGAUUUAAUGAAGAUCUGGAGACAAACACUUUAACGGCAGCUCUGACAAAUAUAUGCAAAGCAGUGGUGAGGGCUCGAGCAGCAAACUGGUGUUCCCUGAUGUGGACUAUUGGUGUGGACGCUGAUAGCGAGAAACAUAUAGAUCGAAUCCUUAGUGCUGACUUCCAGAUAGCUCCUCCCGAAAUCAAGCAUCGUCCUGUUUAGGUCUUCCAGAAGGUUGUGUAAGCCUGACUUAUCAGAUAUUAUUAUCAAGCUUGGUCCAACAGCAACAUUAUUGUAGCAUCUUCCACUUUCAUAGAAAAUCCUGUACUUCAGCAUUCUAGCAGUCACUUGUUCUAGUUAUUGUUGGCUGUUUGUCUUGUUAUCAGCC